Cololabis saira (Pacific saury) is the source of this 1241-nucleotide messenger RNA. RefSeq names its product secretory phospholipase A2 receptor-like. The record is from RefSeq and is a predicted model, not a curated record. The coding region runs from base 61 to 729 and encodes 222 amino acids. Lineage: Eukaryota; Metazoa; Chordata; Actinopteri; Beloniformes; Belonidae. The transcript is spliced from 2 exons.
UUUUCCUUUUACUCCACAGAAAGGAACAAAACACAGAGAUUCUUUUUCAUUAAUCAAUUGAUGACCUGGUUAGAGGCUCAGAGCUACUGUAGGGAGAAUCACACAGACCUGGCCAGUGGACCGCACCAGUUAAAGGACACGCAGCUGCAACAGCUACCAGAGCUACAGAAGCUAAAUGGCACAGAGGAGAACAACCAUGCGUUCAUUGGUCUGUACAGAGACACCUGGAGGUGGUCAGAUGGGAGCAGUUUCUCUUUCAGACACUGGAGACCUGGGUCUGGCAUUAGCACUAAACAUAUUCGGUAUGUCAUGGUGGAGAAGAAUGGCAGAUGGACAACUGAUGAAUCUAGUAUCUCAAGAAAACCCUUCUUCUGUUAUGAUGAUAAAGUGAUCCUGAUCCAACAAAAUCUGACCUGGGAGGAUGCCUUGUACUACUGUAGAGAAAAGCACCGUGACCUGGUCUCCAUCACCGACCUCAAUGACCAGAGAUGGGUCCAAGAGAGAGUCAAGAACGCCACCACUGAAUAUGUCUGGAUGGGGCUGCGCUACACCUGCACUCUGGAUUUCUGGUUCUGGGUCGGUGGUGAAGUGGUCACGUACCAGAACGUGGACCCGGGUCAGAAGGGGGACCACUGUGACAUGUCUGGAGCCAUGCAGAGAGCUGGAAAACACAAGUGGUUCAAAAAGAAUGACAUGAACGAGUUUAACUUCCUCUGUUCUGAGUGGUAAACCCACUUUGACCACUGCUGACAUUCAUUUAUUAGUUUUGAUCUUAGGAUUUCUUUGUGUGUGUUGCUGAAAUGAUUUUAGACUUGUACAAUAAUUGUAACUUAAAGUAGAAAGAGAUCAAGUCUAUUAAAUAAUAGACUAUGGCUAUAAUAUUCUUUGUAGAGAGGUUGAAGUAACAUUUUCUGUCUUUUCAACUUGUGUCGUCUUAAACUUGGACAUGUAUGUAGAAAUAGGUAAAUCUAUUCUGAUCACUGCUGGCAUUCAUUGAUUAGUUCUGUCUUUGGGUUUCUUUUUUUGUAUCUAGAAAUGAGAACGUUUGGAAAGAGAAACCUCUACUUAGAUAACAGCUGAUGCAGGAUAUGAAUUUCUAGAGAUGUUUAGGUUGCAUGUUCUGUGUAGUUUUGUUUUACAGGUUUCCUAUUAAGCCAAGGAAUUGCUAUGUCUCAACUUUUCUUUGUUAUUGAUCUGGUGAUGGUUAUGUUUGUAUAAAAUCAUCCAUUUUGGGAUUGCUG